GGGGCGUUCCCGCCCGCCCGGUGCCGCCCCUCAGCACGGCCGCCAUUUCGGGAGCGCUGAGCGGGCGGGCGGCGCCCCCUGGCGGUCCUGGGGCCGGCCCGUCCCGGCCGCCAUGAAGUCCGUGUUCGUCACGGUGGGCACCACCAGCUUCGAUGAGCUGAUCGCCGCCGCCCGCUCCCCGCCCGCGCUGCAGGCGCUGCACAGCCGCGGUUUCCAGAAGCUGGUGCUGCAGGUGGGCCGGGGCUCGCUGCCACAGCCCGGCAGCAGCGGGGCMCUGGCGGUGGAAGUGUUCCGCUUCAAGGACUCGCUGGCUGAGGACCUGCAGAGCGCUGACCUGGUCAUCAGCCACGCAGGUGCCGGCAGCUGCCUGGAGACUCUAGAAAAAGGAAAGCCACUAAUAGUAGUAAUAAAUGACAAGCUGAUGGACAACCAUCAGCUUGAACUGGCCAAACAGCUCCACAGGGAUGGCUAUGUCCUCUACUGCAACUGCAGCACUCUUGUGGAGACAUUGCAGUCAAUGGACUUGUCAACUUUAAAACCUUUUCCUCCUGGACAGCCAGAAAAGUUUGCUUCGUUCUUGGAUAAAGUUCUUGGGUUUCAAUCCGCCCUGGCCGGGAAGAUGCACAAGGGCUCCAAGAAGUACUUCGGGCAGAAGUCCUUCAGCGAGGUGGCCAUGGACGACUACCUGGGMAGCCUGGGGCUGUACCGCAAGAUGACGGCCAAGGAUGCCUCGUGCCUCUUCCGAGCCGUCUCGGAGCAGCUGUUUUCAACUCAAAUUUAUCACGCAGAAGUUAGAAAAGCUUGUGUCUCGUUUAUGAGGGAGCACCAGUCUAGGUUUGAAUCCUAUGUGGAAGGGUCAUUUGAGAAAUACCUAGAACGACUAGGAGAUCCAAAGGAAAGUGCUGGYCAGCUGGAAAUGGGUGCUUUAUCAGUGAUGUACAAGCGAGACUUCAUUGUGUACCGGUACCCUGAGAARCCACCUACACGUGCUACAGACAAUGACUUUGAAGACAAGAUUUUACUGUGUUGUUCCGGUAACGGCCAUUAUGACUCUGUGUAUUCAAAACAAUUUCAGGAAAAUGCUGCUAUUUGCCAGGCUGUAUUAUAUGAGAUCCUGUACAAAGAUGUGUUUGGCAUGGAUGAGGAAGAAUUAAGGUCUGCAGUUGAGGUGUUUCGAAGUGGAUCCAAGAAGAACAGAAACAGUGGUCCUGUAGGAAGUGAGGAUGCAAACUUUGGUUGYCUCCAUGAAAAAGAGGCCAGAAAUCCAUCAGAAAAGAGACUGGAUGACUGGGAAGGCAAUGAUACUGACAACACGCAGGAAACUAAAUUCAAACAAGACAUUGAAGAACAAAAGCCUCCAGAAAAUCCUCCAAAGAUGCCUGUUCCUUAUAAAGUCCUAAAGGCACUGGACUCCUCCAUCUAUCGAAAUGUGGAGUUUGAUGUUUGGCUGGACAGCAGAAAAGAGCUUCAAAAAACUGACUACAUGGUGUUUGCUGGGAGACAGUACUAUUUAGGAGACAAGUGUCAGGUAUGUCUGGAACCAGGAGGGAAGUAUUACAAUGCUCAUAUCCAGGAAGUUGGACAGGAUAGCAGCACGUUGACUGUAUUUGUUGAGGAGCUGGCAGAAAAGCACACAGUUCCUUUGGCAAACUUAAAGCCAGUGACACAGGUUGCUCCUGUCCUUGCUUGGAAUAUGGCUCACAACAGAAGAGGAGGAGCCUAUCAGAAAGUAACGGGUGGACACUUCUCCGGAAUAGAAAUGGAUGUGAAAACACGGAAGAGGAUGCUCAAGAAGGUCCGUGGGAAGGAAGURUUCAUGGCUGUGGCUUACAGCAGGGGACAGCCAAUGCUGCCACCCCGGCUGCAGCACAGUGUUCCCUCAGGGCGCUUCCCUGCUGUUCACUGCUCCCAGGGUGCUGCAAAUAUGGCACCCUACAAACCCUAUCACCAGCAGAAUCCUCCCAGACACCACCGGGAAUCUGGCAUGCCGAGGGGAUCUAACCAAUUUAUAGACAGGCACAACAUGCUUGGCGUCACAGCAUUCCACCCCAGCCCAGGCCAGAGAGGCUGUCAGAGCUCGGACAACUUCUGCAGGUCCUGGGGAGUGACUACAAACCUCUUCUACCACAUAUUGCUCUGCCACUGGUACAGCCGCAGCCGCCGCCAGAUGCAGGGUGUGAACAAGGAGUGUCAGUACGGCUUUGUGGCAGUGGCUGCGGAGGAGCCUCAUCCUGAAGAAACUGUAACUUUCUGGAAAUUUCAUGAGGAAUAUAUCUAUGCACCUCCAGAUCCCAGCUGUGAGACUGCGACAGUGUUUGCUGCAGAGCCUGCAGCAAACUUGGUGUUGGUGAACUCUGCAACAGUUUCCAUCUCCACAGAUGUUUAUACUGCUCCAGCUACAGGUCUCUCUCCAAAUUCUGCUGCCUCCACUCCAGCCGGUGUCAUAACAGCAGCUCCCCCACAAACAGCAGUUCAGCCUGUCAUAGUAUCUCCCUUUUCUGUGGGGAGGCCAGAUACAAAGGUCUUGCGGUAUUAUUUUAAUAUGGGAUUGCAAUACUGCCAUCAGAGCUGUUGGCCCUCCAUGAUGUACAUGCAGCCAGUGCUGCCUCCAUCUCCAGUAGAAGUGUACCCAGCAUAUGCUGAGCCAGCUCCUGUCCUGGACCAGUCAGUGCCUCAGCUCUUCCCUGAUGCUGGGCAGACUGAAAUCCACCAGGUUCCCUUGGAGGCAUCCAAUGGUAACUUCCAAAAUACAGAGCCUCCACCCCUGUCCUAUGGGCCAGUGUAUUACCCAGUGGUGUCAGACCCCUUCAGCCAGCAGCCUCUGCCUGGCUUUGACUCUGUGGUUCCUGCCUAUUGCUACAUUGGUCCCUGGCAUCCAGUAAAUCCUCCCCAUGGAAAUUCCYCACCAGUGGCCAAGGCUGGGAGUUCAGCAUCACCGCCUCAGGUGGGCUACAUGGCCUCUCCUAGCCCUGCACCUCCUGAAGCACCUCAGGGAAUGUAAAKCUGGGAGCCAGGAGCUCCUUCUUGGGUUCUCAUUUCUUGUUUGCCAACUAUUACCAAUAUKGUUUUGUAAAUGUUAUCCUUUCUUAGUGAGUUGAGCCAGUUGAUCAAACUGCGUUCAAAUUUGAUGUUCCUCUUUAGGUUUAUGAUUGACAAGAUCUGUUGCUUUAGUUGAUUAGCAAAGCAUAGGAGCAAAGUACUGUAGUGCAGGGAGCAGCUUGGAUGUGACUGCAGAAAGUGAGAAAAUGCUGUCACUAAAGGCACGUUGUGUCAGGGCUUGCACUGAACACUCAAACACCUGGUUCUUGCUGAAGCACUGAAUCAGGCUGCUGCUACAACUCAGGUAAACAUUGUCACAGGGUCAUUAGAGGGGGAUAAUAAUGUUUAAAAUAAGUUUAUUUUYCCAGAUUUCGCAAAACAAAGCUGCUUUGCCUCUAGUGGUCACAUAUUUGUAAUAGCUGUAUUUCUUCAGACUUCAUAGUGCAUAGGUUUCAUGGCUAUGCAAAGYGUAAGAAUAAUGUUUUGAUCUGUUGUAUAUUGUUGUACAUUUGUAAGAUUUGUUUUGUGGAAGCUGUUGCACAUUCGGUGGUGGCUGUGGUGGUUAAU
This is a messenger RNA of Malurus melanocephalus (red-backed fairy wren), 3606 nucleotides long. It is a transcript of the gene ALG13, whose product is annotated as ALG13 UDP-N-acetylglucosaminyltransferase subunit. Lineage: Eukaryota; Metazoa; Chordata; Aves; Passeriformes; Maluridae. Gene Ontology annotation, biological process: dolichol-linked oligosaccharide biosynthetic process. Gene Ontology annotation, molecular function: hexosyltransferase activity. The record is from RefSeq and is a predicted model, not a curated record.